AUGUCACCAUCACGGCACUUCCUCCCGCAGGUUGUGGCAUCGCCAAUUCUGACACCACUGAAGGAGGAGAGCGAACUUGAGGACAUUGACCGAUUGAAUUUGGACGAUUUUUACGGUGAAGGACGCUAUCCACUGAGGAAGCCCAAGCCGCUUCCGUUUUACGUGAACACACCUGGUCAUAAGGACGCGGAAUGGCGAAAGCAUCCCUUCCGGAAUCACGAAGAGGUGAUGAUCCGCCUACUAGCCGAUGGAGUUGUGCCACGAUGGACACGUGACGCAAGGCGGAAGUGGGCAGAAGAGCGCCACGAGAAGGCUUUAACUGGUGUAGUGCAACUGCCGUCGGGUAUUGGGCUGUCGGAGGUCAUAUCGAAAGCCGAGUAG
Ostertagia ostertagi is the source of this 381-nucleotide messenger RNA. The record is from the annotation of a GenBank genome assembly. Lineage: Eukaryota; Metazoa; Nematoda; Chromadorea; Rhabditida; Trichostrongylidae.